Molecule: messenger RNA, 2142 nt
Organism: Closterium sp. Yama58-4
Lineage: Eukaryota; Viridiplantae; Streptophyta; Zygnematophyceae; Desmidiales; Closteriaceae
Source: the annotation of a GenBank genome assembly
AUGAGAGACGUUACCAGCCACAGGGAGCAGCAGGCGGUGCGGGUGCAGCUGGUGGAGGUGCUACUGCGGUGCUCGCAGGGGAAGAUUCUCAGCGUGCUUAUCGAAGCGGUAUGUGACUGUAAAGGAGGGAAUGUGCCUGUAGGUGUAUAUAGAGGGAAUAUGAGAGACGUUACCAGCCACAGGGAGCAGCAGGCGGUGCGGGUGCAGCUGGUGGAGGUGCUACUGCGGUGCUCGCAGGGGAAGAUUCUCAGCGUGCUCAUUGAGGCGGUAUGUGUGGUUCUCGAGGAGGGAAUACCCUUCCAGCCGCAAGGAGCCAGUACCACGGUGCCACCUGUGCUGGAAUCAAUUUUGAUACCCAAGGCUCCUUUUCCUGCGGUUCUCGCCUCUCCACUCUCUCGUUUCCCCUCGUCGCCACAGUACUUCCUCGUCCCUACCAACGACAAGGAGCCGGUACCACCAGUGCUGGAAGCGCUGCUGCCACCCAUGCUCUUCUGUCUUCCACUCCCUCUUCUCCCGUCCCCACCACAGUACUUCCUCGACCCUACCAAUGACAAGGAGCCGGUACCACCAGUGCUGGAAGCGCUGCUGCCACCCAUGCUCUUCUGUCUUCCACUCCCUCUUCUCCCGUCCCCACCACAGUACUUCCUCGACCCUACCAAUGACAAGGAGCCGGUACCACCAGUGCUGGAAGCGCUGCUGCCACCCAUGCUCUUCUGUCUUCCACUCCCUCUUCUCCCGUCCCCACCACAGUACUUCCUCGACCCUACCAAUGACAAGGAGCCGGUACCACCAGUGCUGGAAGCGCUGCUGCCACCCAUGCUCUUCUGUCUUCCACUCCCUCUUCUCCCGUCCCCACCACAGUACUUCCUCGACCCUACCAAUGACAAGGAGCCGGUACCACCAGUGCUGGAAGCGCUGCUGCCACCCAUGCUCUUCUGUCUUCCACUCCCUCUUCUCCCGUCCCCACCACAGUACUUCCUCGACCCUACCAAUGACAAGGAGCCGGUACCACCAGUGCUGGAAGCAACGGCUACUCAUGUUCUCCUCUUCCUCUCCUCUCUUUCUUCUUUGACUCCCCCCUCCCCUUCCCCACAGUACUUCCUCGACCCUACCAACGACAAGGAGCCAGUGCCGCCAGUGCUGGAGGCCAUUGCAUCAGACCUGCUGCUGCCACUCAUAACUGCUGCUGCGACUCAGCUUUCCCUCUCUCUCUUCCACUUCUUCCUCUCCUCUUCACCGCAGUAUUUCCUCGACCCUACAAAUGACAAGGAGCCGGUGCCGCCAGUGCUGGAAGCCAUUGCAUCGGACCUGCUGCUUCCCAUCAUGCCCCUCAUGCACCACCUCAUUGCGGCCCAGCAUCUGUCUCAUCGGACCUACAGCUGCCGCUCAUGCCAUUCAUGCCCCUCCUUUCCCUAUCUCGCCUCGCCUGCGUGCGUCUCAUGCCCCCCCUCUCCUCUCGCUGUACCCCAUGCGCAGCAGCCAAAUCCCCAAGCACCAUCCGCACAGGAUGAAGCUCUGCUGCUCAUUCUCAAGACUCUCCACCUCUCCGUUCAGAGCCACAUGCCAUCGGCCAUACGCAAGCACAUAGACAGCAUAGUCCCAGAGCUGCUGCUGCUGCUCUCGCACUGCCCACCCACCCUCGCAGCAGCAGCGGCGGCAGAAGGGCAGGAGGAGGGCGAAGUGAUGGAUGGGGAAGGGGAGGCAGAGGGGAUAGGUGCAGCCGCAGUGUGGGAGGUGCGGUUGAAGGGGUGCAAGCGCGCACUACAGAUCUGCCAUGCUCUGGCCAGUCGGCACCAGAAGCUGACCAACAAGCACUUUCCGGCCAUGGUUGAUGGCAUCACGGCCAUCGUCUGCAACUCGCUGUGGACCAGUCAGGGCUGGAAGGUGGUGGCUCCGCAGUUCGCGCAUCUCCUAGAGGCCGCCAUCUUCCCUGUGCUCUGCCUGCACCCCCAAGAUUUGGAGCUGUGGGAAGAGGACGAGGAGGAGUACGUACGUCGGAAUCUACCCACAGAUUUGGAUGACAUGGAUGAGAUUGAGAGCUAUGACCCACGGCAGUGUGCUGCUCACCUGCUGGCGCUCAUUGCCACCUCCAAGGUGUGGUGUGGUGUACCAUCACCCAGUUGCUGUUACGUACAUGCAUGA